Carlito syrichta (Philippine tarsier) is the source of this 396-nucleotide messenger RNA. RefSeq names its product solute carrier family 51 beta subunit (gene SLC51B). Gene Ontology annotation, molecular function: transmembrane transporter activity; protein heterodimerization activity. The transcript has 3 exons. Gene Ontology annotation, biological process: bile acid and bile salt transport. The record is from RefSeq and is a predicted model, not a curated record. Gene Ontology annotation, cellular component: plasma membrane. Lineage: Eukaryota; Metazoa; Chordata; Mammalia; Primates; Tarsiidae. The coding region runs from base 1 to 396 and encodes 131 amino acids.
AUGGAGCACAGCAAGGGGGCCACUGGAGCCCCGGCUGGCACCGUGGUGCCCCAGGAGCUGCUGGAAGAGAUGCUGUGGAUUUUUCGUGUGGAAGAUGCAUCUCCUUGGAAUAUUUCCAUCCUGGCCCUAGCAGCCGUGGUGCUUGUGAUAAGCAUGGUCCUCUUGGGAAGGAGCAUCCAGGCAAACAGAAAUCAAAAGACAUGGCCACCAGAAAAAGAAACUCCAGAAGUCCUGUAUUUGGAUGAAGCUGGAAACAGGGAUCACAACAGCCUAAACAACCUAAGAGAGACUUUGCUCUCAGAAAAGCCAAGCUCGGUCCAGGUGGAAAUUGAGUUACAGGAAAAAGAUGUCCCAUCAGUUCUCCUUCCAGAUGCACCAGAAGCUGAGAGCUACUGA